CUCGCUCUCUCUGUGAAUGCCACAGGCCUCUCACCCUUUAGUCCAGAUUUAGACCUCAGUCUUUCCCAGACAUUCAGACCCAGCUGUCUGAAGCUGGCUGCUGGUGCACCGAUUCUCUCGUCUGCCUUUGCACUUUCUCUUCUCCCUUCUUCUCUUCCUCUCCUCCUCCUCCGUCUCUCUUCUUCACUAUGCCUGGACUCUUUCAUCACUCCUCCAUCUGACAUGGUAGCAGAUCUUCACAGAUGUUUCAGGUGGACGGAGCGUUGGAGUGUUGCAGUCUUUUGUUUUGAUGCCCAGGUUUUCACCGGUUGGUCUGGUUCCACAGAGGCAGAUGUCCCACUCCUCUUCCCCAGCCACGGAGCCUCUUCCGGAGGUCCCGUUAUUUGAGAUGGACCAGGAUGAGGAUGAGGAGGAAGAUGUUCUCUCAAUGAAGAGCAGAGGUGGGUAUAUACAUGCUAUAGCGCCCCCUGCAGGCACAGACCCUGACACCUUCAUAUACAUGAACUUCAUGAAGACUCACUGCUGCUACGACGCCAUCCCUACCAGCUCCAAACUGGUCAUCUUUGACACAACGCUACAGGUGAAGAAGGCUUUCUUUGCUCUGGUGGCUAACGGCGUGAGGGCAGCGCCGCUGUGGGACAGCAAGCUUAAGUGUUUUGUGGGUAUGCUGACCAUCACUGACUUCAUCAACAUUCUCCAUCGUUACUACAAGUCUCCUCUGGUUCAGAUCUAUGAGCUGGAAGAGCACAAGAUAGAGACGUGGAGAGAGAUCUAUCUCCAGUACUCGUUUAACAGCCUGAUCAGCAUCACUCCCGACUCCAGUCUGUUUGACGCCAUCUACUCCCUGUUGAAGAAUAAGAUCCACCGGCUGCCGGUCAUCGACCCAGCGUCGGGAAACGUCCUCCACAUCCUCACUCACAAACGCAUCCUCAAGUUCCUCCACAUCUUCGGAUCCAUGAUUCCUAAACCCAGGUUUCUUCAAAAGCGAAUCAGUGAAGUGGGGAUCGGCACCUUUAGAGAGAUCGCGACAGUCCAGGAAUCAGCGUCUGUGUAUGACGCUCUGACCAUUUUUGUAGAGAGGAGAGUGUCAGCUCUGCCUGUGGUUAAUAAGCAAGGUAAAGUGGUGGCACUGUACUCCAGGUUUGACGUCAUUAACCUCGCAGCCCAGAAAAACUACAACAACCUGAACAUGACAAUGCGGGAGGCCAUCACCUCCAGAGCCUGCUGCGUGGAAGGAGUCCUCAAGUGUUACCCUUAUGAAACUCUGGAGACCAUCAUUGACCGCAUUGCGAAGGCUGAGGUGCAUCGUUUGGUGUUGGUUGACAGGGAUGAUGUGGUGAGAGGGAUUGUUUCUUUAUCUGACCUCCUUCAAGCCCUGGUCCUCACUCCUGCAGAUAUUUAUGAGAGACCAUCCCUUCAAGACUGAAGAAAACAAGAUCACGUAAAACAAGAUUAUGAGGUGGCAGAGCAGGAUUGUGGCGAAGAAGUCACAGGUUUCAGUCCCAGUGUAGAGGAAAACUAUAGGAAGGAAAAGUGAAAGCAGAAACACUCUGACCCUCCUCUCUGAGCUCCAGUAACGUGCUGUACAUGGAGCAUUUUAUUCCCAAGUGAUCGCCAGUAGAAAACAGCUGUUUGUGCUGGAAAGCUGCCAGUGUUGACCUGUAUCAUGCGUGUGUCUGCAAAACAGCGGCAAACUGAUGAAGACUUUCAACCUGAGAAUCAAAUUUUGAGGUUUGAUUUUUGUCAAGCUGUGUUACUUACUAAAAAAAGUGAUGUCACGUUCAAUGACUCGUACUUAACUCUGUGGUCUUAGAAUUAUUACAUAUUAGCCAUUCAUAUAUAGAAAACACUUAAUUGUGGAAUUGAGAUGACGUUUUUUGUAAAUGCACUUAUGCUCCAGUCACUGUGAAAAAAAUAAAUAUUUUGCUCUGUUUUCAGUCA
Messenger RNA from Seriola aureovittata, 1941 nucleotides. It is a transcript of the gene prkag3b, whose product is annotated as protein kinase, AMP-activated, gamma 3b non-catalytic subunit. NCBI's taxonomy places the organism in Eukaryota, Metazoa, Chordata, Actinopteri, Carangiformes, Carangidae. The record is from RefSeq and is a predicted model, not a curated record. The transcript is spliced from 13 exons. Bases 290 to 1426 code for a protein of 378 amino acids.